CCUGCGACUUGCCACAACAGUCCUGGAAGCUACUAUUGUGUCUGCAACCCAGGAUUUGUUUCUAGCAGUGGAAACAUGAGAUUCCGCGGUCCAGGAGAGACGUGUGAAAAUGUGAAUGAGUGUGCAAGUUCCACCAUCUGCCCAGCUUAUGCAACCUGCACCAACACUUUGGACAGUUACUACUGUACUUGCAAACAAGGCUUCCUGUCCAGCACGGGAGAGACACAGUUCAUGGGCCCAGGAGUCGAAUGCAAAGUGGUUCCCUUCAAGUGUAAAGAAGAUAUGUUACCCAACAAUGAGCAGGUCCAGCUAUGCCAAGAGAGAGCAGCGGUGGAGCCUGAAUAUUCUGAGUGUAAGCUGCUGAGAGCUGAUGUGAUGGCUCCAUAA
Messenger RNA from Diceros bicornis minor, 387 nucleotides. Its product is annotated as adhesion G protein-coupled receptor E1-like. Lineage: Eukaryota; Metazoa; Chordata; Mammalia; Perissodactyla; Rhinocerotidae. The transcript is spliced from 4 exons. The record is from RefSeq and is a predicted model, not a curated record. Gene Ontology annotation, molecular function: calcium ion binding. Bases 76 to 387 code for a protein of 103 amino acids.